AGCUUUUCCAUCCCAGCUGAUUGAUUACCUUUACUUCGUAUUGCUUAUUUUAAUAUUUACAAAGUUUCAUUGAUUAUAAAGAAUUUGAUCUUACGAAGAAUUUAAUGUUGUUUAGAUCUUUUGCCUUACUCCAGUUUCGCCAGGCUCUAGGAAUAAUAAGAAGUGUAGAGACGCAUCAUCAUCGCCAGCUAGUUUCGUCAAUUUGCACAGUGAACAGGAAUAAAUAUUCGACAAAGGAAAUACCAACUAUGAGUCUAAAUCAAACUGAUACCCACGUGAAGUUAAGGCUAAAUAACAUUGAAAAAAGCGAACAGGAUAAUCGAGAGUAUAGGGGACUACAAUUAAAGAAUGGCCUCAAAGUUCUACUCGUUAGUGACGUUGGCACCGACGUUUCUGCCGCAGCCUUAUCCGUGCAAGUUGGGCAUAUGUCGGAUCCGGAUACACUACCCGGACUGGCACAUUUUUGCGAGCACAUGCUAUUUUUAGGCACAGAAAAGUAUCCGAACGAGAACGACUACACGACGUAUCUUUCGCAAAGUGGGGGUUCGUCUAAUGCAGCCACCUAUCCUCUGAUGACUAAAUAUCACUUCUACGUUGCUCCAGAUAAACUAGACGGCGCAUUAGAUCGAUUUGCACAAUUCUUCAUCGGCCCAUUAUUUACACCGAGUGCCACAGAACGUGAAAUCAAUGCUGUUAAUUCAGAACACGAAAAGAACAUUUCGAGCGAUGAAUGGCGUAUAAAACAAGUGCAUAGGCACUUGGCGAAGACAGGUCAUGCGUAUAACAAGUUUGGGAGCGGGAGUAAACGCACACUUUAUGAAAUUCCCAAGCAGCAAAAUAUAGAAGUAAGAGAUGAAUUGCUCAAAUUUCACAAAGAGUGGUACUCUGCAAACAUAAUGAGUUUAGCAGUAAUUGGAAAAGAUAGCCUCGAGGAACUUGAAGAGAUGGUGCUACAGAAAUUCGCGGAAAUCGAAAAUAAAAGCGUGCAAAUACCAAAUUGGCCACGUCAGCCAUAUGACGAUAAUCAGUACGGGCAGAAAGUACUUAUUGUGCCGGUCAAAGAUCUGCGUUCCAUAACGAUUAGCUUUACGACGGAUGAUCUCACAGAGUUUUAUAAAACCGCUCCAGAUAGCUAUUUCACACAUUUGCUAGGACAUGAGGGAAAAGGAAGCAUACUGUCAGAGUUGCGCAGAUUGGGUUGGUCUAAUGAUCUGCUAGCCGGACAUCAAAAUAUUCUAAAUGGAUUUGGAUUUUUUGAAAUUCACAUUACUCUCACACAGGAUGGUGUCGACCAUGUUGACGACAUUAUUCAAAUUGUUUUUCAAUAUUUUAAAAUGCUGCGCGAACUUGGCCCACAGAAAUGGAUAUUUGAUGAAUGUGUCAAAAUUAAUGAGAUGCGAUUCCGGUUCAAAGAGAAGGAGAAACCAGAAAAGUUAGUAACCAACGUUGUUUCGUGUAUGCAGGUAUACCCAUUAGAGCAAGUGCUAACAGCGCCUUAUUUAAACGAUGAGUGGAAGCCAGAGUUAAUAACAAAGCUGUUGGACGAACUUAUACCAUCCAAAUGCCGUGUAAUAGUAAUUGGACAAAGCUACGCAGAACAAGCUGAUAUGUCGGAACCGUACUACCAAACUAAGUACACAACGUUGAAAAUAGAAAGGGAAACUAUGAAGAAAUGGGAGGAGUGUGAGUUGAAUAAAAAUUUGGCUCUUCCGCUCCCAAAUGCAUUUAUACCCGAAAAGUACGACCUGGCUCCGUUCGACCAUGAUUUAUCUAAACAUCCCGUAAUUAUUAUGGAUACUCCUAUAUUACGAGUAUGGCAUAAGCAGGAUAACUUCUAUUUGAAGCCAAAAGCCUGCAUGUCAUUCGAUAUGUCCAACCCGAUUGCAUAUUUGGAUCCUCUCAAUUGCAAUUUGAACUAUCUCAUGGCGUCUCUUAUUAGAGACCAGUUGAAUGAAUAUUUAUAUGAUGCGGAAUUGGCCGAUUUGAAGCUGCAGGUUGGAAAUAAGUCGAAUGGAAUUGACAUAGCUAUAAGAGGAUACGAUGACAAACAGGUGGUUCUUUUGGAUAAGCUUCUCGGUCAUCUGUUUGACUUUGAGGCGAACGAAAAACGCUUUGAUAUCCUCAAAGAGGAGUAUAAGCGCGAUUUGGCCAAUUUUAAUGCUGAACAACCAUAUCAACAUUCAAUUUACUACCUAACCCUGCUUUUGGCUGAGAACGUAUGGUCAAAUUGUGAACUUUUAGACGCUAUUGAGUUGGUGACAUACGAGAGGGUUCUGAGUUACGCCAAAGAGUUUUUCUCCCGACUACACACCGAAUGUUUCAUUUACGGCAACAUAACAAAACAAAAAGCUCAGGAGAUAGCUGGUAUGGUGAAUAAGCGACUAGAAGACACAAAUGCCCGAGUAUUGCCGUUAUUGGCUAGGCAAAUGCUACCUAAAAGGGAAUAUAAACUAUGUCCAGGCGACAGCUAUUUGUUCGAGAAAGAAAAUGACUUCCAUAAGAGUAAUUGCACCCAAUUGUACAUUCAGUGCGGACAGCAAUCUGACCGCAGCAACAAUAUGGUAAAUCUUAUCUCGCAAAUUUUAACAGAGCCAUGUUACGAUUGUUUAAGGACAAAGGAGCAGCUGGGUUACAUUGUCUUUAGCGGACCGAGGAAAGUAAAUGGCGCCAACGGCAUAAGAAUCAUUGUGCAAUCAACGAAACAUCCAUCGUUUGUAGAAGAGCGUAUUGAGUCAUUUUUGCAAAACUAUGUGAACGUCAUAGAGGAAAUGCCAGAGGAGGAAUUUGAACGACAUAAAGAAGCGUUGGCAGUCAAAAAACGAGAGAAACCCAAAACUGUUUUUUCGCAGUUUUCACAAUUCUAUAACGAAAUUUCAUUGGCGCAAUAUCAUUUUGAUCGAAACGAGGCAGAAAUUGCUAUAUUGCGCAACAUUACUAAGGAUGAAUUGCUCGAGUAUUAUAAAAAAUUCAUAGCCACUGAAAGCCCCGAGCGAAGGGUACUUGCAGUUCAUAUUGUUUCAACCCAAAACCAGGAUGAGAAUAUCGCUACCAAUGUCGAUCGUCGUCAUGCUAGAAUUUCUGACUUAGUCGCAUUCAAGUCUAGCAAAGAGCUAUUUCCGCUCUCGUCUCCUUUCCUUAAUAUCAAAGCAAAGGGGGCACGAAGCAAAUUGUAAUACCGGUUAAAUACAUACAUUUUUUUGUCUACCACGCCGCUAUGUGUCUGUCUAUGGUAGAAACUAGACAUAUAUUUGGCUCAUUCGCACUUCUUCACAUUACAUAUGUGUGAAAGAGGACACAACAGGACGCAGAAAUAGAUACUCCCAAUUUGUAUUAUUAAAUAACAAUUAAAUUCGUAGAAUUAAAAUAUGCUCAACGAAUGUCUUCUUUGCCAAUAACUUGCCAUGAUACAAAAAAAAAAUCGGAAUUCAA
Messenger RNA from Stomoxys calcitrans (stable fly), 3429 nucleotides. It is a transcript of the gene Ide, whose product is annotated as insulin-degrading enzyme. The record is from RefSeq and is a predicted model, not a curated record. The transcript is spliced from 14 exons. NCBI's taxonomy places the organism in Eukaryota, Metazoa, Arthropoda, Insecta, Diptera, Muscidae. Gene Ontology annotation, cellular component: cytosol; mitochondrion. Bases 105 to 3173 code for a protein of 1022 amino acids. Gene Ontology annotation, molecular function: metalloendopeptidase activity; metal ion binding. Gene Ontology annotation, biological process: peptide catabolic process.